Elephantulus edwardii (Cape elephant shrew) is the source of this 2805-nucleotide messenger RNA. RefSeq names its product ADAM metallopeptidase with thrombospondin type 1 motif, 5 (gene ADAMTS5). The record is from RefSeq and is a predicted model, not a curated record. The transcript has 8 exons. Gene Ontology annotation, molecular function: metalloendopeptidase activity; zinc ion binding. Gene Ontology annotation, biological process: extracellular matrix organization; proteolysis. NCBI's taxonomy places the organism in Eukaryota, Metazoa, Chordata, Mammalia, Macroscelidea, Macroscelididae. The coding region runs from base 1 to 2805 and encodes 934 amino acids.
AUGCUCCUCGGGUGGGCGUCCCUGCUGCUGUGUGUGCUCCGCCUGCCCCCAGCCGGGGCCGGCCUCACUGAGGCACCUGCCCAGGAUAAAGCUCUGCUGCCUCCGGCUGCUGCAACUGCCGCCCUGCCCCACCGGCGGCGGGAGGAGGAAGCGCAGGAGCGGGCCGGGCUUCCCGGUCACCCGCACCCCCUGGCGCCGCAGCGCAGGAGCAGCGGCCUCGUGCACAACAUUGACCAGCUCUACUCCGGCGGCGGCAAGGUGGGCUACCUCGUCUACGCGGGAGGCCGGAGGUUUCUCCUCGACCUGGAGCAGGAUGGUGCGGUGGGCACCGUUGGCCUCGUGCCCACAGGAGGCAAGCUGAGCGCAUCCCGGCGCCACCGGGGCCACUGCUACUACCGCGGCACAGUGGACGGCAGUCCUCGCUCACUGGCUGUCUUUGACCUCUGCGGGGGUCUGGACGGCUUCUUCGCGGUCAAGCAUGCUCGCUACACACUGAAGCCUUUACUGCGCGGGCCCUGGGCCGAAGCGGAGAAGGAUCGUGUGUAUGGGGAUGAGUCUGCGCGGAUCUUGCACGUCUACACGCGAGAGGGCUUCAGCUUCGAGGCCCUGCCUCCACGUGCUAGUUGUGAGACCAGGGGGUCUCCUCCUGGACCCCGCGAGCGCAGCAGCCCCGCCCUGAACAACUCGGGCAGGCAAGUUUCGCUUUUCCGGAACAUGAACAUCCCGGAUGAGGCCAAGGAGCCCUCACCCACUGGGGUCUCCGGACCGCAGACGUGGUGGCGGCGAAGGCGCCGCUCCAUCUCGCGGGCCCGCCAGGUGGAGCUGCUCCUGGUGGCUGAUAUGUCCAUGGUGAAGAUGUAUGGUCGGGGACUGCAGCAUUACCUGCUGACCCUGGCCUCCAUCGCCAACCGCCUGUACAGCCACGCCAGCAUAGAGAACCACAUCCGACUGGCCGUGGUGAAGGUAGUGGUGCUGGGCGACAAGGACAAGACUCUGGAGGUGAGCAAGAACGCGGCAACCACACUCAAGAACUUUUGCAAGUGGCAACAUCAGCACAAUCAACUAGGGGACGACCACGAAGAACACUAUGACGCCGCCAUCCUGUUUACUCGAGAGGAUUUAUGUGGGCAUCAUUCAUGUGACACUCUGGGAAUGGCAGACGUUGGGACCAUAUGUUCUCCGGAGCGCAGCUGUGCUGUGAUUGAAGACGAUGGCCUCCACGCAGCUUUCACUGUGGCUCACGAAAUUGGGCAUCUACUUGGCCUCUCCCAUGAUGAUUCCAAAUUCUGUGAAGAGAACUUUGGUUCCACAGAAGAUAAACGUUUAAUGUCUUCCAUCCUAACCAGCAUUGAUGCAUCCAAGCCUUGGUCCAAAUGCACAUCAGCCACCAUCACUGAAUUCCUGGAUGAUGGCCAUGGUAACUGUCUUCUAGAUCUACCACGAAAGCAGAUUCCUGGCCCAGAAGAGCUUCCAGGACAGACGUAUGAUGCCACACAACAGUGCAACCUGACUUUCGGGCCUGAGUACACGGUGUGUCCGGGCAUGGAUGUCUGCGCGCGCCUGUGGUGUGCUGUGGUUCGCCAGGGCCAGAUGGUGUGUCUCACCAAGAAGUUGCCUGCUGUGGAAGGGACGCCCUGUGGAAAAGGGAGGAUCUGCCUGCAGGGAAAGUGUGUGGACAAAACUAAGAAAAAAUAUUACUCCACUUCAAGCCAUGGAAACUGGGGGUCUUGGGGUCCCUGGGGCCAAUGUUCUCGCUCUUGUGGAGGAGGAGUUCAGUUUGCCUAUCGCCACUGCAAUAACCCUGCUCCCAGAAACAGUGGCCGCUACUGCACCGGGAAGAGGGCGAUCUACCGUUCCUGUAGCGUCGUCCCCUGUCCCCCCAGUGGUAAAUCUUUUCGUCAUGAGCAAUGUGAAGCCAAAAAUGGCUAUCAGUCAGAUGCCAAAGGAGUGAAAGUAUUUGUGGAAUGGGUUCCCAAAUAUGCAGGUAUCCUGCCGGGGGACGUGUGCAAGCUGACCUGUAGAGCAAAGGGAACUGGCUACUACGUGGUCUUUUCUCCAAAGGUGACGGAUGGCACUGAAUGCCGGCCAUACAGUAAUUCUGUCUGUGUUCGAGGGAAGUGUGUGCGCACUGGCUGUGACGGCAUCAUUGGCUCCAAGCUGCAGUAUGACAAGUGCGGUGUCUGUGGAGGAGACAAUUCCAGUUGUACAAAAGUUAUUGGAACCUUCAACAAGAAAAGUAAGGGUUACACAGAUGUUGUGAGGAUCCCAGAAGGGGCAACCCACAUAAAAGUCCGGCAAUUCAAAGCCAAAGACCAGACCAGAUUCACUGCCUACUUAGCUCUAAAAAAGAAAAAUGGUGAGUACCUCAUCAAUGGAAAAUACAUGAUCUCCACUUCAGAAACAAUCGUUGAUAUCAAUGGAACAGUCAUGAACUACAGCGGCUGGAGCCACAGGGAUGACUUCUUGCAUGGGAUGGGCUAUGCAGCCACCAAGGAAAUUCUAAUAGUGCAGAUUCUUGCCACAGACCCAACUAAAGCACUGGAUGUUCGUUACAGUUUUUUUGUUCCUAAGAAAUCGAUGCAAAAAAUAAACUCUGUCAUUAACCAUGGCAGCAAUAAAGUGGGGUCACACACAUCACAGCUGCAGUGGGUCACUGGCCCAUGGCUUGCCUGUUCUAGGACCUGUGACACAGGCUGGCACACCAGGACGGUGCAGUGCCAGGAUGGAAACCGGAAGCUUGCUAAGGGAUGUCUGCUCUCUCAGAGACCUUCCGCAUUCAAGCAGUGUUUGCUAAAGAAAUGUUAG